This is a messenger RNA of Bubalus bubalis (water buffalo), 14867 nucleotides long. It is a transcript of the gene FAT1, whose product is annotated as FAT atypical cadherin 1. The transcript is spliced from 28 exons. The record is from RefSeq and is a predicted model, not a curated record. Gene Ontology annotation, cellular component: plasma membrane. Gene Ontology annotation, molecular function: calcium ion binding. NCBI's taxonomy places the organism in Eukaryota, Metazoa, Chordata, Mammalia, Artiodactyla, Bovidae. Gene Ontology annotation, biological process: homophilic cell-cell adhesion. The coding region runs from base 210 to 14012 and encodes 4600 amino acids.
GCGGGCCGCCGGGCGCUGCCUUGGAGUAGGGGCGCACGGAGAGCGCGGGCAAGCCGCUCGCUGGGACACGAUGCAGCGCGGCGGCCCCAGCCAGGCGCCCGGCCGACCUGGACCCCGCCCGGGGGCGCGCUGAGGCGGCGAGGCGCGCGCCCCCGAGAACUCUGUGGCGGCCACUUGGGGCCAACUUUGCUGUGCCUGACAGUUAAGCGAUGGGGAGGCACUUGGCCUCACUUCUGCUUCUGCUGCGCCUCCUCCAGCAUUUCGGAGAUGGUGAUGGAAGCGGAACGCUGGAAGAGACGCCCCUGCAGUUCACACAUUUCCAGUACAAUGUCACAGUGCAUGAAAACUCUGCAGCGAAAACCUACGUGGGGCAUCCUGUAAAGAUGGGUAUUUACAUGACAAAUCCACUGUGGGAGUUAAGGUACAAAAUCAUCUCAGGAGACAACGAAAACCUAUUCAAAGCCGAAGAGUACGUUCUUGGAGACUUUUGCUUUCUGAGAAUAAGGACCAAAGGAGGAAAUACAGCUAUUCUCAACAGAGAAGUGAAAGACCACUACACAUUGAUUGUCAAAGCAGUGGAAAAAAAUACUAACGCUGAAGCACGAACAAAGGUCAGAGUGCAAGUGCUGGAUACAAAUGACCUGAGACCCCUCUUCUCCCCCACCUCGUACAGCGUGUCUCUACCUGAAAACACAGCCAUAAGGACCAGUAUCGCGAGAGUCAGUGCCACGGAUGCAGACAUAGGCACCAAUGGAGAAUUUUACUACAGUUUCAAAGACCGAACAGACAUGUUUGCCAUCCACCCCACCAGUGGCACCAUUGUUUUAACGGGCAGACUUGACUACACAGAGACCAGUGUCUACGAGAUGGAAAUUCUCGCCGUGGACCGCGGCAUGAAGUUGUACGGUAGCAGCGGCAUCAGCAGCAUGGCCAAGCUCACAGUUCACGUAGAGCAGGCCAACGCGUGUGCCCCCGUGAUAACAGCCGUGACCUCGUCACCAUCCGAACUGGACAGGGACCCCACGUACGCCAUCGUGACCAUGGACGACUGCGAUCAGGGUGCCAAUGGGGAGGUCGCUUCUUUAAGCAUCGUGGCGGGAGACCUCCUUCAGCAGUUCAGAACAGUGAGGUCCUCUCCAGGGAGCAGAGAAUACAAGCUCAAAGCCGUUGGCGCCAUCGACUGGGACAGUCAUCCUUUCGGCUACAACCUGACGCUCCAGGCAAAAGACAAAGGAACUCCUCCCCAGUUCUCUUCUGUGAAAGUGAUCCAUGUGAUUUCGCCACGGUUCAAAGCGGGGCCGGUCAGGUUCGAGAAGGAGGUUUACAGAGCAGAAAUCAGCGAAUUCGCUCCUCCCCACACACCUGUGGUCAUGGUAAAAGCCACGCCUAGCUACCCUCAUUUGAAGUAUGUUUUUAAAAGCACACCUGGAAAAGCUAAAUUCAGUCUGAAUCACAACACUGGUCUCAUUUCCAUCUUAGAACCCCUGAAAAGACAGCAGGCAUCCCAUUUUGAACUCGAAGUCACAACCAGCGACCGAAAAGCCUCGACCAGAGUCUUGGUUAAAGUCUUGAGUGCCAACAGUCACCCUCCGGAAUUUACCCAGACAGCCUACAAAGCAUCUUUUGAUGAGAACGUGCCCAUUGGUACUACGGUCAUGAGUGUGAGCGCUGUAGACCCUGAUGAGGGUGAGAACGGGUACGUGACUUACAGCAUUGCGAACUUAAAUCAUGUGCCGUUCAUCAUUAACCAUUUCACAGGUGCUGUGAGUACUUCAGAAAACUUAGACUAUGAGCUGAUGCCACGGGUUUACACUCUGAGGAUUCGAGCAUCAGACUGGGGCUCGCCCUACCGCCGGGAGGUUGAGAUCCUUGCCACCCUUACUCUCAAUAACUUGAAUGACAACACACCCCUGUUCGAGAAGAUAAAUUGUGAAGGAACGAUUCCCAGGGAUCUGGGCGUCGGGGAGCAGAUAACUACCGUCUCUGCUAUCGAUGCAGAUGAACUUCAGUUGGUGCGAUACCAGAUCGAGGCCGGAAAUGAACUGGACUUGUUCAGCUUGAACCCCAACUCCGGGGUACUGUCAUUAAAGCAGUCGCUGAUGGAUGGCUUAGGGGCCAAGGCGUCAUUUCACAGCCUGAGAAUCACGGCUACAGAUGGAGAGAACUUGGCCACCCCGUUAUACAUCAACAUGACCGUGGCUGCCCUUCGCAAGCCGGUCAGCCUGCAGUGUGAGGAGACGGGCGUGGCCAAAAUGCUGGCGGAGAAACUCCUGCAGGCGAACAAGCUGCACAACCAGGGAGAGGUCGAGGACAUCUUCUUUGAUUCCCACUCUGUCAAUGCUCACGCGCCCCAGUUCAGAAGUACUCUUCCAGCUGGGAUCCAGGUCAAGGAAAACCAGCCUGUGGGUUCCAGCCUGCUUGUCAUGAAUGCUACUGAUCUCGACACUGGCUUCAACGGGAAGCUGGUCUACGCCAUUUCCGGAGGAAAUGAAGAUAGCUGCUUCAUUAUGGACAUGGAAACGGGGAUGCUCAAAAUCCUGUCUCCCCUUGACCGUGAGACGACAGACAGGUACACCCUGAACAUCACAGUGUCUGACCUGGGGCUGCCACAGAGGGUGGCGUGGCAUCUGCUGGAGAUCCGAGUCCUGGAUGCCAACGAUAAUGCACCUGAAUUUUUACAGGAGAGCUACUUUGUUGAAGUGAGCGAAGACAAAGAGAUAAACAGUGAAAUCAUCCAGGUGGAGGCCACAGACAAAGACCUGGGGCCAAAUGGACACGUGAGGUACUCUAUUCUCACCGACACAGACAAGUUCUCAAUCGACAGCGUGACUGGAGUGGUUAAAAUCCUGAACCCCUUGGACCGUGAGGAGCAGCAGGUGCAUUACUUAAAGGUUGAAGCCAGGGAUCAAGCCAGGGAAGAACCCCAGCUGCUCUCCACCGUGAUUCUCAAAGUAUCCUUAGACGAUGUGAAUGACAACCCGCCCAAGUUUAUUCCCCCUAAUUACCGUGUGAAAGUUCGAGAGGACCUUCCAGAAGGGACCAUAAUCAUGUGGUUAGAGGCCCACGACCCUGAUUUGGGUCAGUCUAGUCAAGUGAGGUACAGUCUCCUGGACCAUGGAGAAGGAAACUUUGAUGUGGAUAAGCUCAGUGGAGCCGUGAGGAUCAUACAGCAGUUGGACUUUGAGAAGAAGCAGGUAUAUAACCUCACAGUGAGGGCCAAAGACAAAGGGAAGCCCAUUUCUCUGUCUUCCACUUGCUACGUUGAAGUGGAGGUCAUCGACGUGAAUGAGAACCUCCAUCCGCCCGUGUUCCCUAGCUUCGUGGAAAAGGGUGCGGUGAAAGAAAACGCCCCUCUUGGUUCUUCAGUCAUGAAGGUGUCCGCUCGUGACGAGGACAUGGGAAGAGAUGGGGAGAUCCACUACUCCAUUCGGGAUGGUUCUGGUGUUGGUGUUUUCAGAAUAGAUGAAGAAACAGGUGUCAUAGAGACUUCAGAUCGGCUGGACCGCGAGUCGACCUCUCAUUACUGGCUGACAGUCUACGCGUCUGAUCAGGGCGUGGUGCCCCUGUCCUCCUUUGUAGAGGUCUACAUAGAGGUGGAGGAUGUGAAUGACAACGCUCCGCAGACAUCAGAGCCUGUUUAUUAUCCGGAAAUAAUGGAAAACUCUCCCAAGGAUGUAUCUGUGGUCCAGAUCGAGGCAUUUGAUCCAGACUCUAGCUCUGAUGACAAGCUGACAUACAAAAUCACAAGCGGAAAUCCACAGGGAUUUUUUUCAAUUAAUUCUAAAACAGGUCUCAUCACAACCACAGCAAGGAAACUAGACCGAGAGCAGCAAGAUGAACACAUAUUAGAAGUUACUGUGACAGACAACGGUAGCCCCCCCAAGUCAACCGUCACAAGAGCCAUCGUGAAGAUCCUUGACGAAAACGACAACAAGCCUCAGUUCCUGCAAAAGUUCUACAAGAUCAGACUCCCAGAGCGCGAAAAGCCAGAACGGGAAAGAAACGCCAAACGAGAGCCUUUGUAUCGUGUGAUCGCCACAGACAAAGACGAAGGUCCCAACGCAGAAAUCUCCUACAGCAUCGAAGAGGGGAAUGAGCACGGCAAAUUUUUUAUUGAGCCAAAAACGGGAGUGGUUUUGUCCAAGAAGUUUUCUGGAGCUGGAGAAUAUGAUAUUCUUUCAAUUAAGGCUGUUGAUAAUGGUCGCCCCCAAAAGUCGUCAACCACUCGACUCCACAUUGAAUGGAUUUCCAAACCGAAACCAUCCCUGGAGCCAAUUUCAUUUGAAGAAUCAUUUUUUACCUUUACUGUAAUGGAAAGUGAUCCAGUUGCUCACAUGAUUGGAGUCAUAUCUGUUGAGCCUCCAGGCAUACCUCUCUGGUUUGACAUCAUCGGUGGCAACUACGACAGUCAUUUGGACGUGGACAGGGGCACUGGGACCAUCAUUAUUGCCAAGCCUCUGGACGCAGAACAGAAAUCAAGCUAUAACCUCACAGUUGAGGCUACAGAUGGAACCUCCACUAUACUGACUCAGGUAUUCAUCAAAGUAAUAGACACAAAUGACCAUCGUCCUCAAUUUUCUACAUCAAAAUAUGAAGUUGUUAUUCCUGAAGACACAGUGCCAGAAACAGAAAUCUUGCAAAUCAGUGCUGUGGAUAAAGAUGAAAAAAACAAACUCAUCUACACUCUGCAGAGCAGUAUCGAUCCAUUGAGUCUCAAGAAAUUUCGUCUUGAUCCUGCAACCGGCUCUCUCUAUACGUCAGAAAAGCUUGAUCAUGAAGCCAUUCACCAGCAUAUUCUCACAGUCAUGGUACGAGAUCAAGAUGUCCCUGUAAAGCGCAACUUUGCAAGGAUUGUUGUUAAUGUCAGCGACACCAAUGACCACGCCCCCUGGUUCACAAGCUCCUCCUACGAAGGGCGGGUUUACGAGUCUGCAGCUGUGGGCUCAGUUGUGUUGCAGGUUACAGCUCUGGACAAGGACAAAGGGAAAAAUGCUGAAGUACUCUACUCCAUCGAAUCAGGAAACAUUGGAAAUUCUUUUACGAUCGACCCCAUCUUGGGCUCCAUAAAAACUGCCAGAGAAUUAGAUCGAAGUAACCAAGUGGCAUAUGACUUAAUGGUGAAAGCUACAGAUAAAGGCGACCCACCAAUGAGUGAAAUCACCUCUGUGCGGGUCUUUGUGACCAUUGCUGACAACGCCUCUCCCAAGUUUACAUCAAAAGAAUAUUCUGUUGAAAUUAGUGAAACUGUUGGCAUUGGAAGUUUCGUCGGAAUGGUUACAGCCCACAGCCAGUCAUCAGUGGUAUAUGAAAUAAAGGAUGGAAAUGUAGCUGAUGCCUUUGCUAUUAAUCCACACUCUGGAAGUAUCAUCACUCAGAAAGCUUUGGAUUUUGAAACCUUGCCCAUCUAUACAUUGACAAUACAAGGAACUAACAUGGCUGGUUUGUCUACAAAUACAACUGUUUUGGUGCACUUGCUGGAUGAAAAUGACAACUUGCCAGUUUUUGUGCAAGCAGAGUAUACAGGGCUCAUUAGUGAAUCGGCUUCGAUUAACAGCGUGGUCCUAACAGACAGAAAUGUCCCAUUAGUUAUUCGAGCCACUGAUGCCGAUAAAGAAUCAAAUGCCUUGCUUGUUUAUCACAUUGUUGAGCCAUCUGUACACAAAUACUUUACCAUUGAUUCUAGCACGGGUGCUAUUCAUACAGUCCUAAGUUUGGACUAUGAAGAAACAAGCACAUUUCACUUUACUGUGCAAGUUCAUGACACAGGAACCCCACGUUUGUUCGCUGAAUACGCAGCCAAUGUGACUAUACACGUCAUUGACAUUAACGACUGCCCUCCCGUGUUCUCCACAUCAUUAUACGAAGCAUCUCUUUUGCUGCCAACCUACAGAGGGGUCAAGGUCGUCACGGUGAAUGCCACUGAUGCCGAUUCAAGUGCGUUCUCACAGUUAAUGUACUCCAUCACCGAAGGCAACAUUGGGGAGAAGUUCCUGAUGGACCGCAAGACUGGAACCAUGACUGUACAGAACACGACUCAGCUGAGGAGCCGCUACGAGCUAACCGUCAGGGCGUCCGAUGGCAGAUUCGCAAGCUUCGCGGCCAUCAAAAUUAAUGUGAAAGAAAGCAAGGAGAGCCAGCUGAAAUUUACGCAGGAUUUCUACUCUGCUGUAGUGAAAGAGAAUUCCACUGAAGCCAGAACACUAGCUGUCAUAACUGCCCUUGGGAAUCCAAUCAACGAGCCCCUGUUUUACCACAUCCUCAACCCAGAUCCCAGGUUCAGAAUCAGCCGCACGUCCGGAGUUCUGUCGACCACCGGCAUACCGUUUGAUCGUGAGCAGCAGGAGGCCUUUGACGUGGUGGUGGAAGUCACGAGGGAGCGGAAGCCUCCGGCCGUGGCCCAUGUCAUCGUGAAGGUCGUCAUCGAGGACCAGAACGAUAAUGCCCCGGUGUUCGUCAACCUCCCUUACUACGCCCUGGUGAAAGUGGAUGCCGCCGUGGGCCAGGUUAUCCGCCACGUGACCGCCGUCGACAGGGACAGCGGCCGAAACGGGGAGGUUCAUUACUCCCUCAAGGAGCACCACGAACACUUCCAGAUUGGAUCCUCUGGGGAGAUCUCACUGAAAAAGCCGUUUGAACCGGACACCUUGAAUAAAGAGUAUCUCAUCACAGUGGUUGCCAGAGAUGGAGGAGAUCCAGCUUUCUCCGCCGAGGUCAUCGUCCCCAUCACCGUGAUGAACAAAGCCAUGCCCGUGUUUGAAAAGCCUUUCUACAGUGCCGAGAUCCCAGAGAAUGCACAGCUGCACAGCCCCGUUGUCCACAUACAAGCCAACAGUCCGGAGGGCCUGAAAGUGCACUACAGCAUCACUGAGGGCGAUCCUUUCAGCCAGUUCACCAUUAACUUCAACACCGGAGUUAUCAGUGUCGUGGCGCCCCUGGACUUCGAGUCCCACCCGGCAUAUAAACUGAGCAUCCGAGCCACGGACUCCUUGACUGGCGCUCACGCCGAGGUCUUUGUGGACAUAAUUGUGGAGGACAUCAAUGACAACCCUCCUGUGUUUGCCCAGCAGUCUUAUGCCACCACCCUGUCCGAGGCAUCUGUAAUUGGGACGUCUGUGGUGCAAGUCAGAGCAACAGAUGCUGACUCGGAACCAAACAGAGGGAUUUCCUACCACAUGGUGGGGAAUCACAGCAAGAGCCACGAUCAUUUUCACAUAGACAGUGGCACUGGCCUCAUCUCGCUGGUCAGGACUCUGGACUAUGAGCAGUUCCGGCAGCACCAGAUUUCCGUGAGGGCUGUUGAUGGCGGCAUGCCCCCUCUGAGCAGCGAUGUGGUCGUCACGGUGGACGUCACCGACCUCAAUGAUCACCCUCCCCUCUUUGACCAGCAGCUUUACGAAGCUAGAAUUAGUGAGCAUGCUGCCCACGGGCAUUUUGUGACCUGUGUAAGGGCCUAUGAUGCAGACAGUUCAGACACAGACAAGUUGGAAUAUUCCAUCCUGUCUGGCAAUGACCAUAAGAAUUUUGUCAUCGACAGCAAGACAGGGAUCAUUACACUCUCAAACCUUCGCCGGCACGCCUUGAAGCCAUCCUACAGCCUCCAGGUGUCUGCGUCGGAUGGAGUUUUUAGGAGUUCUGCUCAGGUUCACGUGACUGUGAUUGGAGGCAAUUUGCACAGUCCUGUGUUUCUUCAGAACGAGUAUGAAGUGGAGCUCGCUGAAAAUGCUCCCCUGCACACUCUGGUGACCGAGGUCAAAGCAUCCGAUGGGGAUUCGGGUAUUUAUGGUCAUGUUACCUACCACAUUGUCAAUGACUUCGCCAAAGACCGGUUUUACACAAAUGAACGGGGGCAGAUCUUUACUUUAGAAAAGCUUGAUCGAGAAACUCCAGCAGAGAAAGUAAUCCCCAUUCGUUUCAUGGCCAAGGACGCUGGAGGCAAGGUUGCCUUCUGCACCAUUAACGUCAUCCUCACAGAUGACAAUGACAAUGCCCCACAGUUUCGAGCAACCAAGUUUGAGGUGAACAUAGGGUCCAAUGCUCCCAAAGGGACGUCAGUCAUCAAAGUCCUCGCCAGUGACGCUGAUGAGGGCUCCAACGCCGACAUCACCUAUGCCAUUGAAGCAGAUUCCGAAAGCGUUAAAGAGAAUUUGGAAAUCAACAGAGCGUCCGGCGUAAUUACUACAAAGGAAAGUUUAAUUGGCUUGGAGAACGAGGUCUUCACUUUCUUCGUCAGAGCUGUGGACAACGGGUCCCCACAAAGAGAAUCGGUUGUUCCCGUCUAUGUGAAAGUGCUCCCACCAGAAAUGCGGCUUCCCAGGUUUUCAGAGCCGUUUUACACCUACACAGUUUCUGAAGACGUGCCCAUCGGAACCGAAAUAGACCUCAUUCGAGCAGAACACAGCGGAACUGUCCUUUACAGCCUGGUCAAAGGGAAUACCCCUGAGAGCAACAGAGAUGAGUUCUUUGUGAUCGACAGGCAGAGCGGGAGGCUGAAACUGGAGAAGAGUCUUGACCACGAGUCCACGAAGUGGUUCCAGUUCUCCGUGCUUGCCAGGUGCACUCACGGUGACUACGAGCUGGUGGCUUCUGUCGACGUUAGCAUCCAGGUGAAGGAUGCCAACGAUAACAGCCCUGUCUUGGAGUCUAGUCCAUACGAGGCCUUUAUUGUUGAAAACCUGCCAGCAGGGAGCAGAGUCAUUCAGAUCAGGGCAUCUGACCUGGAUUCAGGAAGCAACGGCCAGGUCAUGUAUAAUCUAGAUCAGUCACAAAGCGUGGACGUCAUCGAAUCCUUUGCCAUUAACAUGGAAACGGGCUGGAUCACCACGCUGAGGGAACUGGACCAUGAAAAGAGAGACAGCUACCAGAUCAAGGUGGUUGCGUCCGAUCACGGUGAGAAGGUUCAGCUCUCCUCCACAGCCAUUGUGGAUGUCACGGUCACUGAUGUCAACGACAGCCCCCCUCGGUUCACGGCCGAGAUCUACAAAGGGACCGUGAGUGAAGAUGACCCUCCUGGGGGUGUGAUUGCCAUCGUGAGCACUACAGAUGCUGAUUCUGAGGAGAUCAAUAGACAAGUUACAUACUACAUAACAGGCGGGGAUCCUUUGGGGCAGUUUGCUAUUGAAAAUAUACAGAACGAAUGGAAGGUCUAUGUGAAGAAACCUCUAGAUAGAGAGGAAAGGGACAGUUACCUUCUGACCAUCACAGCAACCGACGGGACCUUCUCAUCCAAAGCUAUAGUUGAAGUCAAAGUCCUUGAUGCAAAUGACAACAGUCCCGUUUGUGAAAAGACUUUAUAUUCUGACACGAUUCCAGAAGAUGCCUUUCCUGGGAAGCUGAUCAUGCAGGUCUCUGCGACAGAUGCAGAUAUCCGUUCCAAUGCUGAAAUUACUUACACAUUAUUUGGUCCAGGUGCAGAAAAAUUCAAACUAAAUCCAGACACAGGGGAACUGAAAACAUCGGCCCCCCUUGAUCGCGAGGAGCAAGCAACUUACCAUCUUCUCGUCAAGGCCACUGAUGGAGGGGGAAGGUUCUGCCAAGCUAGCGUUGUGCUCACGUUAGAGGACGUGAAUGAUAACGCCCCCGAGUUCUCUGCUGAUCCCUACACCAUCACCGUGUUUGAAAACACAGAGCCGGGCACACUCCUGACCAGAGUGCAGGCCACGGAUGCGGAUGCAGGACUGAAUCGGAAAAUCUCCUACUCACUGCUUAACUCCGCUGAUGGGCAGUUCUCCAUUAAUGAAUUUUCUGGAAUCAUUCAGUUAGAAAAGCCUUUGGAUAGAGAACUCCAGGCAGUAUACACUCUGACUUUGAAAGCUGUUGAUCACGGUUUGCCCAGAAGGUUGACAGCUACCGGCACCAUUGUCCUAUCUGUUUUGGAUAUAAAUGACAACCCGCCCGUGUUUGAAUACCGUGAAUACGGUGCCACGGUGUCUGAGGAUAUUCUCAUUGGGACUGAAGUUCUCCAAGUGUACGCAGCGAGUCGGGACAUUGAAGCAAAUGCAGAAAUCACCUACUCUAUCAUAAGUGGGAAUGAACACGGAAAAUUCAGCAUCGACUCUAAAACAGGGGCCAUAUUUAUCAUUGAGAAUCUGGACUAUGAAAGCUCUCAUGAAUAUUACCUGACUGUAGAGGCCACUGACGGAGGCACCCCAUCAUUGAGCGACGUUGCCACCGUGAGCAUCAAUGUGACAGACAUCAACGACAACGCCCCAGUGUUCAGCCAAGACACCUACACAGCCGUCGUCAGCGAGGACGCUGUUCUUGAACAGUCUGUCAUUACGGUUAUGGCAGAUGAUGCUGACGGACCUUCAAACAGCCACAUCCACUAUGCGAUUAUAGAUGGCAACCAGGGAAGUCCAUUUACAAUCGACCCUGCUAGAGGAGAAGUGAAGGUGACCAAACUUCUAGACCGGGAAACAAUUUCAGGCUACACGCUCACCGUGCAGGCCUCUGACAAUGGCAGUCCCCCCAGAGUGGCCACGACCACCGUGAACAUCGACGUGUCUGAUGUUAACGACAACGCCCCCGUCUUCUCCAGGGGGAACUACAGCCUGAUCAUCCAGGAGAACAAGCCCGUGGGGUUCAGCGUGCUGCAGCUGGUGGUGACGGACAGGGACUCCUCCCACAACGGCCCCCCCUUCUUCUUCAGCAUCGUGAGCGGGAACGAAGAGGGGGCGUUUGAAGUCAACCAGCAGGGAGCCCUCCUGACGGCAGCCGCCAUAAAUAGGAAAGUGAAGGAUCAUUACUUACUGCAUGUUAAGGUGGCAGACAAUGGGAAGCCUCAGCUGUCGUCUCUGACGUAUAUUGACAUCAGGGUCAUUGAAGAGAGCGUCUAUCCUCCGGCAAUCCUGCCGCUGGAGAUUUUCAUCACUGCUUUCGGAGAGGAGUACUCGGGCGGCGUCAUCGGGAAGAUCCACGCCACCGACCAAGACGUGUAUGACACGUUAACCUACAGCCUCGACCCGCAGAUGGACAACCUCUUCUCCGUGUCCAGCACAGGGGGCAAGCUGAUCGCGCACAAGAAGCUGGACAUAGGGCAGUACCUCCUCAACGUGAGCGUGACGGACGGCAAGUUCACCACCGCGGCCGACAUCAUGGUGCAGGUCAGACAGGUGACGCAGGAGAUGCUCAACCAGACGGUCGCCGUCCGCUUCGCUAACCUCACCCCGGAAGAGUUCGUCGGCGACUACUGGCGCAACUUCCAGCGAGCUCUGCGGAACAUCCUGGGCGUGAGGAGGAACGACAUUCAGAUCGUCAGCUUGCAGCCCGCCGAGCCUCACCCGCACCUGGACGUCUUGCUGUUUGUAGAGAGGUCAGGUGUCGCCCACGUUUCCACCAGACAGCUCCUGCAGAAGAUCAACUCUUCCGUGUCAGACGUCGAGGAGAUCAUCGGUGUGAGGAUCCUGGAGGUGUUCCGGAAGCUGUGUGCGGGCCUCGACUGCCCCUGGAAGUUCUGUGACGAGAAGGUGUCCGUGGACGAGAGUGUGAUGUCAACGCACAGCACAGCCAGACUGAGCUUUGUGACCCCGCGCCACCGGCGGACGGCCAUGUGCCUCUGCAGAGAGGGAAAAUGCCCACUUGUACAUCAUGGAUGUGAAGACAAUCCGUGCCCUGAAGGAUCGGAAUGUGUCACUGACCCCAGAGAGGAGACGUAUACCUGCGUCUGUCCAGGUGGCAAGUCUGGUCAGUGCCCAGGGAGUGCAUCCGUAACAUUUACUGGAAACAGCUUUGUGAAAUAUCGUCUAAUGGAGAAUGAAAACAAGUUAGAGAUGAAGCUGACCAUGAGGCUUCGAACGUACUCUGCCCACGCGGUUGUCAUGUAUGCUCGAGGGACCGACUACAGCAUCUUGGAGAUCCACAACGGGAAGCUGCAGUACAAGUUCGACUGUGGCAGCGGCCCCGGCAUCGUCUCGGUGCAGAGCACCCAGGUCAACGACGGGCUGUGGCACUCUGUGUCCCUGGAGGUGAACGGGAACUACGCCAGGCUGGUUCUGGAUCAGGUCCACACCGCCUCGGGCACAGCCCCGGGGACACUGAAAACCCUCAACCUCGACAGCCAUGUGUAUUUUGGGGGCCACGUCCGCCAGCAGGGCUUGCGGCAGGGACGGAGCCCCCAGGUGGGCAAUGGUUUCCGGGGCUGCAUGGACUCCAUUUACCUGAACGGGCAGGAGCUGCCGUUAAACAACAGACCCAGGAGCUACGCGCACAUCGAGGAGUCGGUGGAUGUGUCUCCCGGGUGCUUGCUGAUGGCGACGGAGGACUGCUCGAGCAGCCCCUGCCAGAACGGGGGCGUCUGCCACCCAUCCCCGACGGGAGGUUAUUACUGCAAAUGCAACGCCUUGUACGUCGGGACCUACUGCGAGGUGAGCGUCAACCCGUGUUCCUCCAACCCCUGCCUGUACGGCGGCACCUGCAUUGUGGACAACGGAGACUUCGUCUGCCAGUGCAGAGGACUGUACUCUGGUCAGAGGUGCCAGCUCAGCCCCUACUGCAAGGAUGAACCUUGUAAAAACGGUGGAACGUGUUUUGACAGUUUGGAUGGUGCUGUCUGUCAGUGUGACUCAGGUUUUAGGGGAGAAAGGUGUCAGAGCGACGUGGACGAAUGUGCUGGCAGCCCCUGCCGGAACGGGGCCCUCUGUGAGAACACGCACGGCUCCUACCACUGCAACUGCAGCCACGAGUACAAGGGGAAGCACUGCGAAGACGUGGCUCCCAACCAGUACGUGUCGACCCCCUGGAACAUCGGCCUGGCCGAGGGGAUCGGCAUCGUCGUCUUCAUCACGGGCAUCUUUCUGCUGGUGCUGGUGUUCGUCUUCUGCCGCAAGAUGAUCAGUCGGAAGAAGAAACCCCAGCCCGAACCCGAGGACAAACACCUGGGACCCAGCGCGGCUUUCUUGCAAAGACCGUAUUUCGAUUCCAAGCUGAAUAAGAACAUUUACUCCGACAUACCACCCCAGGUGCCUGUCCGGCCCAUCUCCUACACCCCAAGCAUUCCCAGUGACUCUCGAAACAACCUUGACCGCAACUCCUUUGAAGGGUCAGCUAUACCUGAGCACCCCGAGUUCAGCACCUUCAAUCCCGAGUCCAUGCAUGGACACCGGAAAGCUGUGGCCGUCUGCAGCGUGGCCCCAAACCUGCCUCCCCCGCCACCUUCAAACUCUCCUUCUGACAGCGAUUCCAUCCAGAAACCUAGCUGGGACUUCGACUAUGAUACUAAAGUAGUGGAUCUUGAUCCUUGUCUCUCCAAAAAGCCGUUGGAGGAGAAGCCAUCUCAGCCGUAUAGCGCCCGGGAAAGCCUGUCCGAAGUGCACUCCCUGAGCUCCUUCCAGUCGGAGUCGUGCGAUGACAAUGAGUCUUUGGCUGCUCCUGACCUCAGCAAAUCAAGAGGGUAUCACUGGGAUACGUCGGAUUGGAUGCCCAGCGUUCCUCUGCCGGACAUCCAGGAAUUCCCCAAUUACGAGGUAAUCGACGAGCAGACCCCCCUGUACUCUGCCGAUCCCAACGCCAUCGAUACGGACUAUUACCCCGGAGGCUACGACAUCGAGAGUGACUUUCCGCCCCCUCCAGAGGACUUCCCUGGCGCGGACGAGCUCCCGCCCCUGCCCCCCGAGUUCAGCGACCAGUUCGAAUCCAUACACCCGCCCAGGGACGCGCCGGCCGCGGGGAGCCCGGGCUCCACCUCCCGAGGCCGGCAGAGGUUCCACCCGAACCAGUACCUGCCCAGCUUCUACGCCGUGGACCUGUCCGAACCUCAGAAAGCCGGCGCUGGCGACGGCAGCGCCCGCAGAGAACCCUACGCCCCCUACCCUGCGGGGUACCCCAGGACCUUUGAAGCCCCUGCCGUGGAAAGCCUGCCGCUGUCGGUGUACGCCUCCACGGCGUCCUGCUCCGACGUGUCCGCGUGCUGCGAAGCCGAGUCGGAGGUUAUGAUGAGUGACUACGAGAGCGGAGACGACGGCCCCUUCGAGGAGGUGACGGUCCCUCCACUGGACUCGCAGCAGCACACGGAGGUCUGACCCCGCAGACUCGCCCCCCGCCCCCACCCCCCCAAGUGCCUGAACCCCAGCGAACCUAGAGCGAUCCCUGCAGCGGAUGCCCUGCCCUGCACCGUUCUCUGCAGCAGCGCUUGCGCCCCUUCUUCUGGGGAGCCGCCCCCGGGCAUGGCUGCACUGAACCCCCGCCCGCGCCUCCUGACCUGUCCGCCAUCGCCAGUGUCCUGACCUACUGUUGUCGGAUGCGGUUGAUGUCUGCCGCACCAUUUCCAGACUUUUUUUUUUUUUGUAUUUACAUUUGUCCCGUGUUAAAACAAUGAAGCGAAAAUCAGCUCUCCUCUCUCUCGUUAGCAUGAUUCAUGUAUUUAUAUAGAUUUGAUUAUUUUAAUUUUCCUUUUUUUUUGUAAAUUUUAUGUACAGAUUUGAUUUUUCCUAGUUUUCCCCUAGAUUUUCAAGAUAACUUCGUGCAUUUUGUUUUUGACCGGAUUUUGGUGGUGUUCGUGUCAUUUACCUAGCACCCUGAUUUUUUUUUUUUUUUAAUAUAACCAGGGUUUCACUCUCUGUCCUUUUCAACUGAAGUAGGACAUUUCAUUCAUACAUUUGAGUAUAGUCCUUCAUUUCCAGCUGUACAUAGGAUGAGGACAGAUCUGAUCCAUGAACAUGUCUUAAAUAAAUGGGUUGCUGUAUUUUAGGAUUAUAAACAUUUUUCAUUAUUGGAAAGUGUAAUGAGGACCUUCUGCAGAAUCGUUUAGAACCAAAACCACCACGACACAAUUUUUAUAGUGUCUGUAUAUUUGUGAUGCAAGGUCUUGUAAAGGUUUUUACUGAAAACGACCAUUAACCAGUCUUUCUUACUGACAAUAAAUUAUUAAUAAAAUA